AACGGCAUGAGGUUAAGUAAUAAAUUACAGAAUUUUCAUUUUUGGGUGAACUAACCCUUUAAAUUUGCAUUAAUUUGUUUGCAUUUGCAAACUAUUGAUAGCUUCAUAUUCUAGAUAAAUAUUAUUUUAAAAUCCGAAUUAUGCAGUGAAAUAAGUGUUAUUUAAAUUCUUUCAAAAUGAAAAAUGUAAAUACCGCGAAGUAUAAGCUCACAAACAAACUAGACACGUGCCUCAAGCAGAGCUUCAAAUGAAUAUUUGCUCAGAGGUUUCGAACAGGGUCGCAAGACUAGCACUAAUUGGAUUUAGCCGCAGCGUUUCACGUUAGAAAAUAACACCAUCCUGACGUGAAUUCCUGCUGUUCUAGACAAAACGCAGCUCUCGUUUGAUAAGACAGUUGCAGCAGUCUCUCUUGUGUGAAAUCAGAAGCAAAUUCCUCCUAACAUGCAUAUGUAGAGGAGCAGUCAUUUAGACUCGGAACCCACCGUUUCAAACGCUAGCAAGGCUUUACAAUAUUUCUCACCUUGGGAUGACAUUUUUAAGGGGGUCUUACUUGAGACAGCCUCACUCGCUAUACUAAACAGAAGUGAUUUUACAGCAGACAAGUGUGGAUGUGUUGGACACACACCGUUGCAUUAUUACAGAGGGAAGCUUCUUGUAUUGUUUUCGUCUUAGAAUACUGUAGAAUUCUAAUAUUUUCCGUCUUGCGUACUGAGGAUGGAGGAACUGGCCCGGGAGAGUAUACGCAGCAUCAGUCUGCUAUCCAAACCUGCGCGGGGUUCGGACGUCCCGCGACUGGGCUCCUUUGGGGCCAUUUUCAUCAUGCUUAAAUCUGCCCUCGGUGCGGGACUCCUCAACUUUCCAUGGGCUUUUGAGAAGGCUGGCGGGGUGAACACAGCCAUCAGUGUGGAGAUGGUGUCUCUGGUAUUUCUGAUAAGUGGGUUGGUCAUACUUGGCUACGCCUCUUCAAUCAGUCGGCAGAACACGUAUCAUGAUGUGGUGCGAGAGGUGUGUGGACAGAGGAUCGGCCAUCUGUGUGAAAUCUGCUUUGUUUUCAACCUCUUCAUGAUCUCUGUGGCCUUUUUGGUGGUUGUGCAGGAUCAACUGGAUAAAUUGUGUCUGUCUCUGUAUGAGACCGUGACGGGAAACACAGAAGGAGAGAUGCCAUAUCAUUGGUACACAGAUCACCGUUUUGCACUCUUUCUCAUGUGCUUCAUUAUCAUCCUUCCACUCUCUAUACCCAAAGAGAUCGGCAUCCAGAAAUACACCAGUGUAUUGGGAACUCUGGCUGCUACAUACCUGAGUAUAGCUGUAAUUGCAAAGUAUUAUCUGAAAGAUGAGCACACAGCAGACCUCACACCAGAGCACAGUCAAGGAUUGGAAUCAUUGGCCUCCAUGUUCAGUGUGGUUCCUACCAUCUGUUUUGGUUUCCAGUGCCAUGAAGCUUGUAUUGCAAUAUACAGCAGCAUGGAAAACAAAAAGAUGACACAUUGGGUUUUCAUCUCAGUCACGUCUAUGAUUUUCUGCCUGCUUAUUUAUACUCUCACAGGUGUGUUCGGUUUUCUUACAUUUGGACGGGAAGUAGCCUCAGAUAUCCUGAUGUCGUAUCCUGGAAAUGAUGUAGUGAUGAUUAUUGCUAGGCUGCUGUUUGGGAUUUCGAUCAUCACCAUCUAUCCUAUAAUACUGCUUUUGGGAAGGGCAGUGAUUCUAACACAAAUAUUGCGCUUUUGGGAACGACGGGCCAUAAUGACGUCUGUGUUUGAGAGUCGGUGCCGUCUGAUUCUGACACUUCUCUGGAUCACUGUGACUCUCCUCAUCGCCAUCUAUGUACCAGACAUGAGUGAGGUCAUCAGUGUAAUCGGGGGAAUUAGUGCCUUCUUUAUAUUUAUCUUUCCUGGACUGUGCCUCAUUUUUGCCAUGCAGACAGAACCUGUACAUCACAGGAUGAGAACCUUCUUGACAGGUUGGGGUGUGGUGACUGUCAUUACUGGAGCUUUUAUCUUUGGUCAGAGCACAACUAUAGCUGUCAUGGAGCUGAUGCACAAGUUUUAAUCUUCAUCAUCAUCAUAAUUUGUGAUAUCAUUGUCUCAGAAAAAUGUGUCUAUAUAUAGUAUUUGAUUGAUGGAUGAUAAUACUUCAAACUGAAGAUGAGUGGCAACGACAUACUUUUUAGAAGAAAAUGUCACACCACAGUACUGUUACUGCUCAAUUUGAUUUGUGUGUGUGUGUGGCUAAGACAAGCAUAUGAAGAUUUUUGUUUAUAUAUUUAUUAUAUUGUGUAGGUUUAGAAAAGAAUAAUACAUUUUUAUUUUUUUUUUCAAAUGUUUUAUAUGGAAUGACUGUAAACAGAAUUUGGAUAGUAAUGGAGAAUAUGGAUGCAAACACAGUAAUUCUUUAUAUUUGUGAUAACUUAUUAAAGUGAAUUAACAUUUUGCCUAAA
Molecule: messenger RNA, 2437 nt
Organism: Megalobrama amblycephala (Wuchang bream)
Lineage: Eukaryota; Metazoa; Chordata; Actinopteri; Cypriniformes; Xenocyprididae
Gene: slc38a8b
Product: solute carrier family 38 member 8b
Exons: 10
Coding region: 715-2049 (444 amino acids)
Biological process (GO): amino acid transmembrane transport
Molecular function (GO): amino acid transmembrane transporter activity
Source: RefSeq, a predicted model, not a curated record